This is a messenger RNA of Eutrema salsugineum, 4556 nucleotides long. Its product is annotated as nuclear pore complex protein NUP1. Gene Ontology annotation, cellular component: nuclear envelope. The record is from RefSeq and is a predicted model, not a curated record. Gene Ontology annotation, biological process: nuclear membrane organization; poly(A)+ mRNA export from nucleus. The transcript is spliced from 9 exons. The coding region runs from base 177 to 4220 and encodes 1347 amino acids. Lineage: Eukaryota; Viridiplantae; Streptophyta; Magnoliopsida; Brassicales; Brassicaceae.
UUCUGGUUUAUUUUUUUUUGGGUUUGCUUCUUUCUCUCGAUUUCGGUGCCACAAAUUAGAAAAAAACCCUAGUUCCUCAAUUUUUCAAUUUCUUCUUGUCUCAAUAAGUUUUCGAUUUUCCUUACGCGGAAAGGUUCGUUGAAACCCUAGAUUCGGUCUCAUUUUUCGUUGGGCUGAUGGCGAGUGCGGCACGGGGAGAUAGCAGCAAUCCAUACGGCGGCGGAUUGGGAACCGGCGGAAAGUUCCGGAAGCCGACGGCUCGAAGAUCGCAGAAAACUCCGUAUGAUCGACCACCGACUUCUGUGAAGAACUCUGGACUUGGGGGCGGAGAAGACAGAGGCGGCGGCUGGUUGUCGAAAUUGGUGGAUCCGGCGCAAAGGCUUAUUACUUAUAGCGCUCAUAGGCUCUUCGCGUCUGUUUUCCGGAAACGCCUUGUCUCAGGUGAGACGCCCUUACAGUCACCGGAGCAGCAGCAGCAGCAGCAGCUUCCACAAAGAGAUGUGAUUCAGGAGACGAAUGUAAGACACAGUGCGGACACCUCUGCUUUGUCCAUGAGGAAUGAUUCGAUUCGGAUGGAAGACGCCAAUGCAUCCGUCAAUCCAAACAAGGAUGGAUUUACAGAUCUUGAAAAAAUUUUGAAGGAGAAAACUUUUACAAGAUCUGAAGUUGAUCGGUUAACUACUUUGCUGCGCUCAAAAGCUGCUGAUCCAUCCGCUGUAAACGGGGAUCAGAGAAAUGAAGUGGGUAUUGUGAGACAUACGCCAUCACGUGAGAGGGAUAGGGCGCACCCAGAUAAUGCAAGUAUGAACCCCCUUGUUUCAACACCUCUUAGAAGUUCGAGGGCUCUCGAUGAGUGUAUUGCUUCCCCAGCACAGCUUGCAAAAGCCUACAUGGGUAGCAGACCUUCAGAAGUUACUCCUUCUAUGCUGGGGUUGCGUGGCCAAGCGGUUAGAGAAGAUUCUGUUUUCUUGAACAGAACCCCUUUUCCGUCAAGGUCACCUACAAUGUCACUGGUGCCAAUGCCUUCUGGACAAAGACCCCUGGAAAAUGGUUUUGUGACCCCUAGAUCUCGGGGAAGAUCAGCUGUUUAUAGCAUGGCCAGAACACCAUACUCUAGGCCUCAGUCCACUGUGAAGAUUGGGUCUCUUUUUCAGGCAUCUCCAAGCACAUGGGAAGAAAGCUUAUCUUCUGGUUCUAGACAAGGGUUUCAAUCGGGUCUCAAACGGAGGAGCUCAGUCUUAGAUAAUGAUAUAGGAUCUGUGGGCCCUGUAAGGAGGAUUCGCCAGAAAUCUAACCUUUCAUCUAGAAGCUUGGCUCUGCCUGCCUCAGAAAGCCCACUUUCUGUUCGUGCCAGUGGUGGACAAAACAUUACUCAUACAUCUAAAGAUAGUGCAGAGGAUAUUGCUGGUUCAAGAUUUAAUCUUGUCCCCUCCCAGUCCAGGGAAAGGGCUUUAAAAAUAUUACAGGAAAUGGAUAAAAUGGCUUCAACAAAAAAGAAAUCACCAAGUAAGUUAUCACCAUCUAUGCUACGUGGCCCGGCUCUCAAAAGCCUCCAGAAUGUGGAGGAGCCAAAGUUCUUGCAUAAUCUUUCUGAGAAGCAGGCAAAUUCGCCAGGUUCUAGUUAUCAAAAGCAAGAAAAAUCUAGAGAGGGUGGCUCCAGAGAUUUUUUGGCUCCGAUUGAGAAGACUGGUGGUGCUGCUGAUGCCACAAGCAUAGCAGGUUGUAGUAAAGAUCAGGAGACUCGUGUAAAAGGCUCUUAUAUUCCUCUCACGAGUUCUUUGGAAGAGCAUCCUCCAAAAAAGAGAGCAUUUCGAAUGACUGCAGACGAGGAUUUCUUGGAGUUGGAUGAUGAUCAUGGUGCUGCUUCUACUCCAUUUGAAGUGGCAGAAAAACAGAAUGCAUCCAAAGUGGAGAAAAGUUUUGGUAUCAGCAUACCUAAAGGGGAGAAUCUACGUACGUCAUCAGAAGCCAUGCCCUCUACGUCAUAUAUUCCUAAUGGUGACGCGCCUCAGGAAACUUCUAAUGGAUCUCUGGAAACAGGAAGGAGCCAAUUUUCUGCUUUACCCAUUGAAGCUGUUCAGAAAAGUAAUAUGCCCUCUGAGCCAACUUCUAAGGUCAUCCAAGGGACUGAGAAAUCAAGUAUUUCUCCUCCCAAGCUUACCUCAGAGGAGAAAGUUAUCUCUCGGGAAGAGCCUAAAAAGGCUGCUGCUGUGUUUCCCAACACCUUCUCGUCACCGGCGGCCACUGACUUACUUAAUCAAAACAUUGGUGCAUCUGCAGACAUGAAGUUAGAAAAGCCGAGCAGCUCUGCUUUUCGAGUAUCAGAGGCUUUUUCAAAGCCAACUGAGUCAAGGAAAACUGUCGAUAACAGUGCUUCUGGAGCUGAGUCAACUACCGCAGCUGAAUCAACCCCCAAUGGUAGUAUAUUCUCAGUCGGAGCAAACGCUAUCAGUCAUCCUCAGAUUAACGGCUCUCUUGGUUCAAGCCCCUCCUUCUUACCUAGUAUUUCGAAUGUACCUUCCAAUAUGUCUGUGAGAGAGUUGUCAAGCCCCUCCUCAAGUAUGUUUGGAAAGUUGCCUGCUAAUACCAUCAAUGACAGCAAUUCCGGCAGCAACUCACAAUCAACUCCAGCACCUCCUCUAUCUUCUACAUCACCUUUCAAAUUUGGCGAACCUGAAGCUCCAAUUUCUGCGUCAACAGUAUCUGCAUCCAGCGGUCAGAUCUCAAAGGAGACUGAAGAAAAAAAACCAACAUUUGGAAAGAUAAACAGUUUUAAUGGUAUGACGUCAGCAGAUACGAGCACUGAGAAUGCUUUUGCUCCUAAGUCCUCAGAAAUUAAAAGCACGCCAGGUUUUGUGUUUGGGAGCACAUCUCCUGCUGUGGCAGAUGCAGGUAAAAAUAUCUUCGGUGGGACAUCCUCUGCGGUUGGUGGCAGCACAUUAAACCCUUCAACUGCUGCAUCUUCUGCACCUGGGAGCUCUGGAAAUUUAAUAUUUGGUGUGACAUCUUCCGCAACGCCUGGGACGGAGACCAGCAAAUUUUCCGGUAGUUCUGCAGCUACUACUGGAAGUAAUACUUUUGGAACUUCCUCACCUGCACUUACAAGUUCCGGUAGUAGCAUGUUCGGAGGUGUAGCUGCAAGUUCUGCAAGCAGUGUUUUUGGAUUCAAUGCUGUUUCAUCAGCUUCUGCUGCUAGCUCCCAAUCUCAGGCCUCUAAUCUUUUCGGUUCUGCAAAUGCUCAGACGAAUAAUACUGGGAGUGGAACCGCAACUUCAACCCAAAGCGUCCCCUUUAAGUUUGCGUCAUCUGCAUCAGCUCCUUCAUUUGGUAUGUCUGGGAACAACACUUCAUCAAACAGUUCUCCGUUUGGAUUAUCAAAGUCGGAACCUGCAGUAUUUGGUUCUGGUUCAACCCCUCAACUGAGUUCGACAAACUCUUCUGCAAGCUCUAGUGGCACAACGAGCUCUUCCCUAUUUGGUACAAACUGGCAAGCUCCCAAUUCUGCUCCAGUCUUUGGUUCCUCAUUCACCACUUCGUCAUCUCCUACUUUUUCAUUUGGAGGAUCUUCUGCUGCUACUGGUUCAAACGCUUCUGCUCCCAUGUUUGGUGCUGCUGCUGGUUCAAGCGCCUCUGCUCCCAUCUUUGGUGCUGCUACUGGUUCAAGCGCCUCUGCUCCCAUCUUUGGUGCAACUACCAGCAUGGCGUCAUCUUCAUCGAUCUUUGGUUUCAGCUCAGCCGCUCCUACCAUUCCUCAGCAGCCAGUAUUUGGUAACUCAGCCCCUCCGGCGACACCAUCACAGUCUCUGUUUGGUAACUCAACUCCCGGGUUUGCGUUUGGUGCGAGUGCUACACCAUCUAGUGCUAACGGUUUCAACAGUAACCAACAAAUGAGCAUGGAAGACAGUAUGGCAGAAGACACAGACCAAGCUAAUAAAGCUUCCAUGGUACAACAACCAAUGUUUGGACAACCGUCUGUCUCAAUGCCUCAACCAGGCUUUGCCUUUGGCGGAGCACCAACAACGCCGCCUCCAUCAAUCGCUAACCCGUUCCAGUUUGGAGGCCAACCGAUUGCAAGCACACCCCAGAACGCAUCACCUUUCCAGGCAUCCCACAGUCUAGAGUUCCAAGGAGGUGGGAGCUUCUCUCUGGGCAGCACCGGAGGCGGCGAUAAGACAGGCCGCAGAAUCUUCAAAGCGAAGAAAACCAAUAGAAAGAAAUAAGCAGUGUGGAUCAUCAUCAUUAUACAAAACACAUUGCUCAUGAAGAAUGUUUUGGUCCUUUUAAUACUCCGGCAACUUGGAUUCAGAGGAUAUCGUCUCGUCUUUUGAUGGAAGAGGUCAAAGUCAAAAUCUUCAUCGGUCUCUGUCAUUUUCGUGUCAGGAGUCUGGAUUUGGGGGUUAAAAUGUUCAGGGUUAUAUUUUGUAGGAAAGUUUUGUAAUUUUUCAGAAAAAUACUGGAGUCUGUAAGAGUAGCUCUGGCUCUCUCGUAUUGUUUUCUUUAUAAGGAAAAAAACUCUAUUGUAGUGUUUGUCACACAUACUUGUCCAAUUUUCUUUA